Molecule: messenger RNA, 5842 nt
Organism: Strongylocentrotus purpuratus (purple sea urchin)
Lineage: Eukaryota; Metazoa; Echinodermata; Echinoidea; Camarodonta; Strongylocentrotidae
Exons: 5
Coding region: 243-3521 (1092 amino acids)
Molecular function (GO): DNA binding
Source: RefSeq, a predicted model, not a curated record
GUAUGUAUAUUAUGUGUAAAAUAGUGUAUAGAGGAAUAGUCUGUGUAUCGUGUAUGGUUGUGUGUUGUGAAUAGAAUGCAACGUAUACCGCGAACGGUUCAUUACGUGUCUGCGUGUGUUUCGGAACGACCGUUCUGCGCAUUUCAGUACAGCAGAAACGGGUCAUUCCAAUCGUAGAAUUUGCGUUUCUCGACCGUUUCACGACUCCAUUUCUGUUCCAUAAGCAAGCCUGAUAACUCACGAUGGCUGAAGUGGAAUUUUCGGAGGAGAUUCGCGACCGAAUUCUCUACCACUGGUCGGAAUUGGGUGACCGGCCGAAAAUCAUUUGGACACGGUUGCAGGAAGAAGGUUUCAAUGUUGAUUUUAAUACCGUGCAGGCGCUAAUGCGAUGCGAAGACGAAGAGGCGACCGGGAGUGGAACGAUAGCGGAACACGAGAAUGAGGAGAGCCGGAACGACGGGGCUAGCGUUUCGCCAUACCCCGAAGGGAAUUCUCCCGCUUCUACGGAAUCGCCUGCGAGCGUUCGACCCCACUCACGACGUGGAAAAAACAGAGAGGGUAAAAUAGUCGUCCCUCAAAACAGACGUACCAAGUUAACACCAGACGUGCUCAAUUUAAUCGAGAAAAUCCUCGACACCGAUGGAAAUAUUUACUCCCUCGCAGCUCUCCAAGCGGCUUUACUUAUCAAGGGCGUUAAGAUAUCGAAAACGACGACUUUCAGGGCGCUUGAAAAAUUAGGUAGGAGCAUUGUUGUGAAGAAGAUGAACUUCGCUAACAGAGUCGACAUGGCCCCCGUACCGGAGAGUCUGCGAAAGAACACCCCGGCCCAGAAGAACACCCAUUUCGCUCCUAACUUUGGAGCGCGCAGUACUACUUUUACACCAGAUGGCAAACGUAGACACCACACGUUAACUAUACGCGAGAUGGAAUCGCUCGAAUCGCAGUCCCAUGACAAAAAAGACCACCGUGAACUCGUUCCGAUGACCACGGCGCCUGUUUCGACGUCCACUUCGACCAGCGUUUCGACAGCCACGGGAGCUGGGGCUCGAAUUGAGACAGGGUCAGCGGGACCGGUGCUGGUUUUGCCCCCGAAGAAGGCGGCAACUGCGUCUUCGUCGACGUUGAAGUUGGUGCUCGGUCACGGGGGGAUGACGUCGUACACGUCGGCGCCUCUCGACGAGGAAUCCGUAGAUGGCCACGGUGAUGAGGAAGGAGCGAACAAACCGGACAAGAUGGAAACGCAGGAAUCUGUUCGGAGUCAAUCGCCGGCUGAAAGACCAGUGCCGACGGUGAAGAAAGAGAUAGUCGACGACGACUACGAGCUCAAGGUUGAUGAAGACUAUGAGUUAACCGUCGAUGAAGGAGAGCUAUCUGGUAGACGCUAUGAAGAACGACCACGAAGCGAGGAACAGCCAGAAGACCUGGUGAUCCGCAGGAGUGGCCCUAGAGGGAGAGACAGGAUUCCUCCAGCGGUUUCGUCCUGGAUGGAGAGAACACAGGACAACGAUGACGAGGCAGCUAUUCUGGAGGCGAGGGCGAUGACACGACGUCGCCUGUCGCAUCCACGCGGUCAGAUGAUGGGCUCGGAUGAGGAGUUCGACUCGGAUCCCGAGACCGUUGUCAACCCGAAGAGACCGUCGUCUCUCGGAAGGUCCUCGGUUGGUUCUGUUCAUAGCACCCAUAGUGCCCACAGCGCUGGUUCUCGUACCACGCACUCCUCGCAUGGCUUCUCGAAGAAUCCCGAAGACAUGGCGAGGUCUGGUCGGAGCAGCAGUACUCUGACGUCACAAAGCGGAAGUUCUGGUGGCAGCGGUGGGAUGGAGAGAAACCGUAGAUCGCCAAUGACGUCAUCAGCAACCGCCGCCGCUAUGGCCGCAGCGAGGAUGAGCCACUUCCCACUCAGCUUACACAGGUCACAGAUGUGCAACGCGGCAGCGAUGGCGAGUCGCCUCGCGCAUGGCAUCACACCGGAGAUGGGAGCGGCCUUCCACGUCGGGCAACGUCGCCUGCCCUUAUCCGCAGGCAGAGGCGGCGUAAAGCAACCCUUCAUGAGCAAGUUCCAGCGGAACAUGAUAGGGAUGCGACAGGCCAUGGCAUCGAGUAUGCCCAGACGGAUGCACAGGAUGUCCCCCGGGUUCCCGCACGGCGUCCCGCUACACAAGUACCAGAAGAUGGUUCGCAUGCACCACGCCAUGGGUAAGGCCAUGCGGGGGAUGCACAUGUUCGGUCGAGGAGGAGGAAGAGGCAGGGGCAGGGGCAGAUGCCACGGGGACCAGGAGGAGAGGCACGCAAGGCACAUGAGGUUCAACGAAGCACACGAGAGAACGUCACCGCAUAGCCCGGAUCACUUCAGUGGUGAUGAGAUUUCUCCAGAGUUAGAGAUUGAUCCUCCGGAGUCUUACAGCGAGUUCGCGGAGAGGAUCUUCUCGACUAACCGCAGCCAAAGACAGAUUGAACCCGCAACAGAAACUAGUGGAACUGAAAAAUGGAUGGAAGACAUCUCCAAUCGCAUGGUAGUCAUCGAGGGCCAGCUCCAGCUUAUCCUGGAGCAUCUCCCCUUCAUGGGUGCAGCCGAGAUGCAGAGUGUCUCUUCGGAUCCCGGUGGAGCGGGCAGUGAGGUGGACUCGGGUCUCCAGGAAGAUAGUGGGGCUGGACCAGGAGGGGCCGGUGACGACCGGAGCGGUGGUGGAGAUGCUGAAGGUGAUGCGGGAGAAGGGGGUAGAGGUAGAGAUAGGUCGUCUGAAAACGGCGGAGGAGGAGGAGGAGGAGGAACAGGAGGAGAGACUGGAGAAAGAAGCGGGAGAAAGCGCGUGGUAAGCGGCGGGAGCUCGGCAGGAUCUACUUCCCGUGGGGCCGUUGCCCCAAGUUUAAGGGACAGAGACGGAGGGAGACAUCUCGCAGCAGAGAGGCGACACGCAGGAGGCAAAGAGGGUGGAGCUCGACGUGGAGACGCGAGAGUAGGCUUCAGGGCUGGAGCAACGCAUCUAGCUGGAGCUGAAGGGAGACAGGAGCUAGAGAGACCGAUGGAAGAUGAUGGGAUCAUCAUGCUCGAUGAUAAGGCAGAGGAGGGCCGCUUUCCUGACAACCUGUCCGAGUUUGGAGACAUGCGAGGUGUCAAUCAGUCACAAACAGAAGUUCGUAUACAGAUGGUGAUGCAAGACUCUAGGUGGGAAGAGAUGACGCCCUAUGCCGGAGCUCCCCGGUUGGCUAUCGCUCUCGCCCGCUACUGUAUCUUCGGGACUAAGAUUCUGAUCCGAUCCUCGGUCACUGGGCGUAACAGCAAGAACCCGCUUGACUUUGCUGGCUUGAGAAAGAUAAAACACCUCCUCUUCCAGAAAUACGGGUCCCGGUGCAGUCCCGUCGAGUUUGAGGUGAUCUGGAAGACAUCACGAGAAAGCAUCUCACAGCUGUGUAAGCGACUGAGAAGAAAAUACAACGCAGCAGGUAUGGCCCUGCAACCCGGUCACGAUGACUUGAUGGCUAUGGAUGAUUUUAUGGUAGACUGCCCUCUCUUGACGUGAGACAGCACAGUGGUGUUACCUGAAAGUGGAGAGAACACCAAUUGGUGUGAAAGCAACCGAGAGAACUUGAGAUGUGAUAGGUGUUGCCUGGAUAACAUCCAUACUACUAAACCCGUUCAAGAAAUUCGAUGGAUUUGAGUCUUACUAAGCCUUACUACAAUAUAUAUCCUAAAGACGGAGGUGAUUGCCUGUUCAAGACACUGACUGAACUGUUGGACUGUACUGUGAUGUGGUUUUUAAAUAAUAAUAAAACAUUCACAGUUACCUAGUCACAAUCCUGAAGCAUAGCUGCUUACAUUGGAUCUCGAGAGAUAAAACAAAACGCUGAUGGAUUGCAUUUCUAUAAACUCGUACAUGUACAAACUACAAUCUCUAAGAUAAAUGGUUGGAAAUAUAUUGUUGCUAUCAAUGCUAAGCUUCGUGCAGUCGGCUGUACAGUGAACGAGUAGGAAGAAAGUGGACUGCAUGUACUGAACAGUGAUCAUGGAGUUUCUCCUAUAAAUCAACCAAUAUUUACUUACACUGGUAUAAGACUAAAAAUAAACCGUCAAUGUAACUGAUUUGAUAAUAUUGAAUGAACAAAUAACAGUGACAAUUCGUUGACCAGGGACCCGUUUCACAAAGCCUUUUUUUUCAAUGACAAAUGACAAAAAUCAGUGACAAAUCUGUUGAUAACCAAUCAGAAGCAAAGAUUUCAGUAGCUUAUAACAAAACUGUCAUUUGUCACUGAUGACAAGUUUUGUGAAACGCCUCCCAGGGCCCUGUCAUAUGAAGAGUUGAUAAUUGAUAUUAAUCGCAAAUAAGUUGUGAUUAAUAGCAAAUGUUUAUAACAUGGAUCUCAGUUCUACCUGUACAUUUUGGAAUGCAAGGACGAUUACUUUCAAAUGGCGAUCAUUACAUAAUAGCUCAAAAGAUUAAAGGAAUAAACACAUCUCAAUCAUGCGCAAAUAUACAUUGGAACAAUAAUAGGCGAUGUAUUUUUCAACAAGUCGAGAUCAUAUAAUAUGCAAUAUAUGUAGUAAUAUCAUGUUUCAUGACCUAUUUGUAUAUUUUAUAUUUUAUGCAAAAGUAUAAUCUUGAUUGUCUCGUUAUCAUGCAUAUUAUACUUGGCAUCGUUUCACAAAACCGUCACAAGUACUACUUUACCGACAUCUCUUUGAAGCGCGUGUUAAAUUUGAUACACGCGUUUUAAGGGGUUGUCGGCGAACUUGGACUUGUGACACUUUCGUGAAACGCUGCCCUGGAAGCCGUUUCACAAAGCUUUUUUUCAAUGACAAACGACAGAAAUCAGUGACAAAUCUGCUGAUAACCAAUCAGAAGCAAGGAUUUCACUGGCUAAUAACAAAACUUGUCAUUUAUCACUGAUGACAAGUUUUGUGAAAUGGGGUCCUGGACUAUAAACAUGCAAAUGUUUUACCUAGAAAAACAUAAUCUCUGAGUGCCUGUUUGCCUGGUUUCAUAAAGAAUUUAUCUGUCAUGUUUUUACUUGCCAGUAUUAGUAUCUCCAUUCGCAUUGCUUUUACUUGUUUUCUUGGAGGAUGGGGGUAAACAUUUGAUUCUUUUACAUGUUUGCAUUUCAUUUGUAUUUUCUGAUAGUGUUCAAAGUCAUAAAAAACAUCAUUUUGAUUUGUCAAUUUGUUUUCAAAUAAUAAACAAAUGAUUAAAAAUGGCAUUAUUGCCAGCGAUAUAAUUAUCCAGAAAUCUUCACAUCUCCCCCUCCACUUUUUCUUUUCCUGUUCGUAUAAUAGUAGCAGGAAAAUGAAACAAAAAGUGUCAUCGUUAUCCGAGGAAUCUUAUUCCGUUCCUUUAAAUUGAAUGAAUACCACAAACAUGAAAAUAUGUGAUGAAUCUAUUCUUGCCACCUGUGUUUGAUAUAAUGGAAAUAUGCUACUCAGCUCAACAUUAUUUGUAAAUGUUGAACGUAAAUAUAUACAUGUAAGUCAUGGACUUAUGAGACACAUGUAAAUCAAAGUCCGUUUUUUUUCAUAGUCAGAACAAGACGUUCUGGUCGAAUUUACAAGUCAGCGAUGUUUCGUUGUUGGAGCAUUACGUUUCUUUUCACAGUUUUUCUUUUGCAAUGGGCAAUUUUCCAUAUGAUUUUAGACACCUCAAAAUAUCAAUGUGUCUUUUUAUAUUAUUGUAAAUUCCCUUUUUUUUCUUCUCAAAACAAUACAUACACAAUUGAAGAUUUCAAAUAAUAAAUGUAUCAUACAAUGUCAACUGUCACAAUAAUUUGUCCAUGUGUAUGUAGAUAUGUUUGUAUCUGACUAAACGAAACAAUUUUUUGUUCGUGUUUUUGUAAUAAAAUUUGAAAGGAAACA